Molecule: messenger RNA, 3081 nt
Organism: Mesorhabditis spiculigera
Lineage: Eukaryota; Metazoa; Nematoda; Chromadorea; Rhabditida; Rhabditidae
Source: the annotation of a GenBank genome assembly
AUGUCUAUUUUUCGGAUAUUAUGCUACCUGUGGUCGUUAUUCGGCCUUACUUUCGCUACACAAGAAUGCGUGACGGUCCACGGGAAGGUAGUCUGCGAACCGGAUCGGGCACUGGAUAAUAAUCCGGCAUUUUUCCAGGUAGUGCUCUGGGAUUCGGACACAAUUCUGUGGAGAAAUGCCUUCGAUUGGGAUGACUGGAUGGGGGUCACGCACACAACGUCCGACGGCUAUUUCACGCUUUAUGGCUGCGGCUCUGAUACUGAUUUUUUGUUCAUCAAGGACAGGCCGGAUCCAUACAUUGUGAUCGAGCACCGUUGUAACAGCCUUGAACCGGAGACUAUUGACCUGCCCCUCAAGCAAGUGUUCAUGCCCGCCACCCAGAACAUAAGCGAAGUGAAGCUGGCUUCAGCGGAAACCAUGGCCUUGCACGUGCGGAAAAUGAAGAACAUGGCCCCGCCACCACGUGCCUGGUUCAACAUUACGAAGCAAGCCGCAAAGCAGGGCCGAAAUCAUUCGCGUUCCAUCCACGUUGGUGAUGAGGUGACGCUGACCUGCGAGGUUCCGCGUAUCAACCGCGAGCCAUUGCGCUGGACAAAAAACGGAAAGUCUAUCGACUCAGAAACGUUCCAAGGGACCGUGACGUUGAUUAAUUCAAUCAUCCUAAAAAGCGUCACCGAGGCGGUGAACGGUAACUACGAAUGUUCACAUACCGAGGACGGUAGAACUGUCCGUCCGAUCUACGAAUCCGAAGAAUCUCGAAAGUUGGCAGAAGACAGUAUUCUGGGCUUUUUCGAUGCAGUCAUUGAGCACCCCGAAAACAUGCGGAAAACGGCGCCGCCGCCACGAGUCUGGUAUAACAUCACCCGUUACACGUCGAGAUUGUCCAGAAAUGAAACGGGUAUAAUCCGAGUCGGCGAUGAAGUAACGCUUACCUGUGAGGUGCCGCGCGUCAACCGCGAGCCUCUGUACUGGGCAAAAAACGGGAAGGACGUUAUCACGAAAACGCUACUGACGCCCAUGACCCUCAUCAGCUCAAUCGUUUUGCAGAGCGCUAUCGUCGCCGACAGUGGUAUUUAUGAAUGUUGGCAUUUCGAAGAGGAAUUUCCUGUGUACGUGGGGGAACAGAAUAUAAUGUUGGCAGAAGAGAGCAUCUUGGGCUUCGUCGAUGCGGUACUUGAGCACCCAGAGCAAAUGCGAAAAAAGACGCCACCUCCCCGAACGUGGUUUAACAUUACUCGCUACGCCUCGCAGUCGCGGAGGAAUGACUCCGAGAUCAUACAAGUUGGCGAUGAUGUAACUUUGAGUUGCGAGGCAGCAAAAAGUACAGGAGAGAGACUCGAGUGGUCGAGAAACGGCACCCUGAUCGAUUCUGGCACCCUGCACGGUACGCUGACACUCCUCAACAGUCUCACCUUAACAGGGGUCUCCGAAAGCGAUGAAGCCAUCUACGCGUGCUUACUGGUUCAAAGUGGCAGGAAAACUUCGAUUGGCACGCAAUAUAUUAAAAUUGUCACACCACAAGCGCCCGAAAUCGUUGAAAGACCGUUUUUCCUGGAUUACGCCAAAAAGGGUAGCUUGUUCUGCCCCAUCACCGGCGUCGACCCACAAAAGAUCAUUUGGACCAAGGAUGGGGAGCAGGUCUCGCCCAGGGCGCAAGACCCCAAUGAUCCUCGGCGUCUGGUCUUUUCCAAAGUCGGCAUCGAUGAUGCGGGCCAAUACGUAUGCAAUGCGGAACACGGAGGCAUGGUCAAGGAAGUUGCUAUGAAGCUGGCGGUGGGGGGUGCACCAAUGACAAUGGGCCCCUGGGCUCUGCUCGCCAUAGCCCUGGUGUUUUGCUCCUGCAUGUGCCUAAUCGCGUGUUUAGUCGGGAAACAUUAUGUGCAUCAGCGUCGACUCAACAAUCUGUCGCUUGAGCUCUCCGAGAUGCGCUUAGCGCUGUUGAACAAAGGCGACACGUGGGAGACACUUCGGAAGGAGAUCGACGCCCCGAUGGAUCAACAGGUCGACAAGCUGGCCUAUGAGUCGGCGCGGUUCGAGAUUUCGCGCGACGACUUGGUGCUCGGGCAAGAGAUUGGUUUCGGCCACUUUGGCAUUGUCAAGCUUGGCCAGUGGAGGUGUCGAAGCGCCAAAGAUAGCACUAAAGUGCCAGUAGCGGUCAAGAUGGCCCGGAACCCAUACGACACCAAGCAACAAAAGAUGCUCGCCGACGAGCUAAAGAUCAUGGGUGCCAUUGGCGAGCAUGAAAAUGUUCUUCCGCUCGUGGGUGCUGUAACGAAGGACAUGGGAAGGGGGCAACUCUACAUCGUGCUAGAGUACUGCGACCUCGGAAACCUUCUCUACUACCUUAAGAAAAUUGGAAGGCAGUCGCGCCUACAGGCAGAGCCGCGAUACCAAUCGCCUACGAGAGUCCUCCGGACAAUUUUCGCAGAGCAACCGGAAAAAGCCGAGCAACCCGUUGUCGACAUUGAAGAAGCAGCUCCACUAAUGAAGGCGCAUGAUGUCGGCGUAAUUGCCGAGCUCUACUCAUUUGCAACCCAAAUCGCCCGCGGAAUGGCUUUUUUGAGUGAUGUUCCGUGCGUCCACCGAGACCUGGCCGCGAGGAACGUACUGGUGACCCGGGACAAGAUCUGCAAGAUCGCAGAUUUUGGGCUAGCUAAGCCCAUGGAGAAUGAAUACUACAAGAAAGCUCCAAACUCGGGAGAAUUGAUGCCCUGGCGCUGGAUGAGCCCCGAAGCGAUUGCGACGAAACGCUACACGCAGGCGUCAGACGUCUGGUCCUUCGGCGUCCUGCUCUACGAGAUCUUUUCGCUUGGCGCGGAGCCGUACGUUGGCAAGGACGUGUACCUAGAAGACCUGCAGGGUGGACUGCGAUGCUCGCGUCCGCCCCACGCUGAUGAUGCUAUGUACACCCUAAUGGAGCGCUGCUGGAAGCUGGCGCCCACGGAGCGGCCCACAUUCAAGGAUUGCGCCGAGUCACUACAAGAAUUGUCAAAACUAACGCCAUCCAAUACCGAGAUGUCAGACGAAUCUUUGGCAGAAGCCCAUCAAUAUCAAAAUCAAAAUCCAUACGAGGAAAUAGAG